AUGGCAUGGGAUUUGUUCUUAUGGAUUAUCUCCUUCGUUAUCAGCUUAGCCCUCGUCGCUUCCGUCUUCUAUCAGGUUAUAUGCUUGACCGAUUUAGAAGCUGAUUACAUGAACCCAUAUGAAACAUCAACUCGUAUCAACCGAUUGGUACUACCUGAGUUUAUCCUCCAAGGCUCACUCUGCAUUCUCUUCCUCCUCACUUGGCAUUGGUUCUUUUUCCUCAUCACUCUCCCUGUUACAUGCUAUCAUGCAAUGUUAUACAAUAAGCGACGACAUCUUAUUGAUGUCACUGAAGUGUUCCGUGGUAUCAACUUUGAAAAGAAGCUCAGGUUUACCAAGCUUGGGUUCUACAUCUUUCUCUUCAUCCUUGUUGUCUUUAGGCUGACUCUCUCGGUGGUGUACAGCUUCACAGAAGAUGAUGAUCUUCAUCAUCUGUUUUGA
This is a messenger RNA of Eruca vesicaria subsp. sativa (arugula), 441 nucleotides long. The record is from the annotation of a GenBank genome assembly. Lineage: Eukaryota; Viridiplantae; Streptophyta; Magnoliopsida; Brassicales; Brassicaceae.